AUGAUACUGACUGGAUCAAACCAUUUUCUUGCGGGACCGGUGGGACUGACAGCAUUCCUAGGAACAGUUGCUGGAUUCGUAGCACUACUUUUAGUUUUAUUUCUCUAUCUAUCGAAAAAAUGGACAUUAACACCUGUAGCACAGGCAACACUGUUCGGUGGUAUUUGUGUGCCACUGAAUGAAUCCGGGAAUGGUGAUGGAAUUACAGGGCAUAAUUCAGCUGUGAAGAAUUUAGGAAAAAUUGUUGCAUAUCCCGAUCCGGAGACUAGUUCUGAUUCCGAAGAGGAUGCUCUCAGAAGACUUCAGAAUUCCCACUCGCAUAUUGGUCAUUCUGAUAUUUUGACAAUUCAGACAGAGGAUUCUCCUACAGUGGUGAGCACAGGAAACGCAAUGAUGAUUGAUAAAAAAGAGUGUGUUGUUGAUGUGGGUUCUCCAAGUAUGAUACUGGACAGUCGUGCCUGUCAGCAAAACGUUCAGGAUGAGGAAGAAGAGGUGGAGGAGGAAGAGGAGGAAGAGGAGGAGGAGGAGGAAGAAGAGGAGGAGGAGGAAGAGGAAGAGGAGAUAAUGGAGGAGAUGUGUACACCGUCUUCAUCGUCAAAUGAGCCCCAGCAACCACUGAAUGGAAGCGAUGGAAGCGAUGGAAUGGAUGAGUUCGGUUGUCUCGAAGUAGCUUUUCUAUAUGACGCUCCAAUGCGUGAAAUGACGGUACAAAUACUCCAAGGUAGAAAUUAUCCAGCGGGAAUCGGUGGUAGCCAAGUGCGUCUGGUUCUUUUGCCCUCAAAAAAACAAAGACGUAAGACUCGAGUUCGCCAGGGCAGUUCACCCCAGUACAUGGAGAGUUUUUUAUUGCCGAGAGUUAAUCCUGAAGAUGUUAACGCUAUGGGAGUCAGGAUGAGGGUUUAUCAGUGGAGUGGAAGAAUGCGUCGGGAGAGAUUGUUGGGAGAGACUCGUGUUUGUUUUGAUCAGAUAAAUUUGCAAUUGGAGACAAUACUUUGUUUACCACUGCAACCACCACCUCGUUCUUCUGUUCAUGACUGGGGUACUACCACUAGUUUAACCAGAAGUGAUUCGACUGGUUCUCAACAGUCAGUCCAAUCAUAUGCAUCUCCAACAACACCACCUUAUGGCAGCAGUAUGAAAGGGGGUAGUAUUGCUGAAAUACUCAUUGGUCUUGCUUAUAAUGGUACUACUGGACGUUUAUCAGUGGAAAUAAUAAAGGGCUCACAUUUUCGUGGUGGCGGUGGAAGUGAUACCAAACCCCCCGAUACAUAUGUUAAACUCACAUUGGUUGAUAGUAAUGGACAUGAAAUGGGCAGAUCUAAAACUGGAUUGAGACGUGCACAGCCAAAUCCACUGUACAAAGAGACAUUUAUAUUUCAGGUUGCUCUCUUUCAGCUUGGCGAUGUAACUCUUUUUAUUUCCGUCUACAAUCGACGACGAUCAGCUAUGGGAAAAAAAGGACGUGAAAUGAUUGGGUGGUUAUGCCUAGGGCUCAACAGUUCAGGGCCAGAGGAACUUCAGCAUUGGAAUGACAUGCGUUCUGCACGUUCACCUACACAGGUCCAGCGUUGGCACUCGCUUUUACGUCCGUAAGUUUUUCUCUUCCUUCUCUUUCAGUUAUUUCCAUUAUAAUAAUCGAGACUGCUAUGCUGCUGUCCUUCUAUUGCCAACUUUUGCAAUUCUUCACAGAAUUACAAAACUUCAUUGAUAUUAUAUAACAGAACAAAAAACAAAUCAAUCAAGAGAAUUUACAAUAUACAUUGUUAAAACUCGAGGGGGGAGCACCGCUACGCGGAGUCAGUAAAAUUAUUAUCAAUUACUUCGCUAAAAACGGACUUUUCAUUAUUCUUCAUGAAAUCAACAAUGUGUUUAUCAUUCGCGAGUUAAAUCAAGCCCAGACACUAUAGCGGGUUAUACGGUUAUUAGAAGUUUCUCAUUUUUAUCGAUUUGUCGUCGAGUUGCAAUUCUUGUCAAUGGUGAAAAUCGAUUCACUGGUGACCUUAAUUCAUCAUUAUUGUUGCAAUGAAAACAAAAAAAA
Messenger RNA from Fopius arisanus, 2038 nucleotides. RefSeq names its product Synaptotagmin 14 (gene Syt14). Gene Ontology annotation, molecular function: phospholipid binding. Bases 1 to 1593 code for a protein of 530 amino acids. The record is from RefSeq and is a predicted model, not a curated record. Lineage: Eukaryota; Metazoa; Arthropoda; Insecta; Hymenoptera; Braconidae. The transcript has 2 exons.